This is a messenger RNA of Saccostrea echinata, 1119 nucleotides long. RefSeq names its product zinc finger protein 761-like. Bases 133 to 1020 code for a protein of 295 amino acids. The record is from RefSeq and is a predicted model, not a curated record. NCBI's taxonomy places the organism in Eukaryota, Metazoa, Mollusca, Bivalvia, Ostreida, Ostreidae. Gene Ontology annotation, biological process: regulation of transcription by RNA polymerase II. The transcript has 2 exons. Gene Ontology annotation, cellular component: nucleus. Gene Ontology annotation, molecular function: DNA-binding transcription factor activity, RNA polymerase II-specific; RNA polymerase II transcription regulatory region sequence-specific DNA binding.
UCAACUGUCACUUUCCGAAAAUUACUGCUGUUACAGUGUACUCGAAGCAUAAACAGUACGAUCCCGGCAUACAGUUACACGAAACAUUUUGCCGAAGAACAUCGAGCAUCAUCUAGUGUCAGAUUUAGAAACAUGAAUGGAAGUUCAAAUCAAAACAUGUCGCACGUCCGGUCUGGUAUUUGCCGAAAACUUCAUUUUUGCAUGGUGUGCGGAAAAGCAUACUGUCGGAAAAUAGAACUGGACAUGCAUCUCUUCUGUCAUUCUGUUCCGCUUCUGUCACCGGAAAACCUAUGGCGACGCCAUGUGACGGAUCUGAUGACGCAAUGUCCGUGCUGUUCGAGAGGAUUUUGCAGACGACAGGAUCUAAUACAUCACAUGGACGGUGAAGGCAACUGCACAGGCAACUGCACGAGAGAGAAAUCAACUUUCACGCCGAAAACAGAAAAGGCAGAGAACAGUUAUUGUACAGAUUUAUUGAACUUAGAAAACUGUAUGCAAAAACCAAUGCCAUGUCAAAUGACAGAUAGGCAUGUAAAUGAAUUAGGUAAAAGUUCAAGAAAGUUGGACAGACAGUGCGCCAUAGUGCAGAGAUUUUUAGAUGCAGAAAAACGGACUCCAUUUGCUGAAAUUGAAAGCGAUGAAAACAACAACACGGCAAGUUUUAGAAAACGUGGUCGUCCCAAGAAUAAUGUUCGAAGUAAAGACAUGGAAAGUAUAUCUAGAGAGUCGUCGAUCUCACCAGGUAGACAUUUGGAGAAACGGGGCAAAAAAUACUUUCAGUGUCAACAAUGUUAUCGAGUGUUUAAUAACAAGACAAAUUUGAUUAUCCACGCAAGAAUUCAUACCGACACCAGGCCGUACAAUUGUAAAUUUUGUCACAAGUCGUUUCGCCAGUUGUCACAUGUACGCUGUCACGAGCGUCGUCACACAAUGGACGAACCCUAUUCCUGUGAAGUCUGCAGCAAAAGAUUCAAGCAACCUUCCGGGUUAUUUAUUCACUGUAAGAAAAAUCAUGUGUAAAAGAUGUUAAGCAUUGGAUCCUGACGGAUUGAAUUAGAGACACUUUUUUCAUUUAUCGUUAUUAAAAUUGCAUGUCACUAAAAACAAUUAAUAUUGCAA